CGCAGAGGAAGAGCAACAACCCAAAGAAGAAGAAGAAUUUAACGGUUCCCGGUUGUUGAGCCGCUCUGCGCUUCACCCGAUGGAUUACAACUUGUCCGGGACCGGAGAGCAUCCCUAGUUUGUUGCCCGGAGAGUCCGCCGAGCUCCUCCUGACCGUUUCCUAUCGGCGAUGCUCUGACAGCUUGCCGCGUUCAGGAUACUCGCUUUAACCCAAGGGCCAGAGAGAUGGAAGACGGCUCUGAGUUGAUGGAGGACGUCGUGUUUCGAGGGGUGGAGUUCUCUGUGAAGAUAGAGUUGGACAAGAACUUGCUGAUGGUGGAAAUCUCUGACUCCGUGACAGCAGAUCAGUGGAGGGGGGAGUUUGAUCCGGCGUACAUUGAAGAUCUCACUCGCAAAACUGGCAACUUCAAGCAGUUUCCCAUUUUCUGUAGCAUGUUGGAAUCUGCUGUGAGGAAGACGAGUGAAUCUGUCAACCUCGACCUCCUGACUUACGCUGACCUGGAGCUGCUGCGUAACAGAAAAGCGGGAGUGGUCAGUCGCCCGCGCGGCCAUCAGCAGCAGUCGGCUCUCACCGCCAAAAGAUACCUCAUCCUCAUUUACACUGUGGAGUUUGACAGGAUACACUACCCUUUACCGUUGCCCUAUGUGGGAAAGCCUGACCCAGCCACCCUGCAGAAGGAGAUCCGAGCCCUCAGAGCCGAGAUCAGCGCUCUCACCUCCCAUGGAGGCGGCAAAGCCACAGAUCUAGAAAUGCACCGGCUACGACAAGAGCUCGCUGCAGUGAAAGAGGAAAAGGAAGCCAUGGCCCAGCAUCUGGAGAGAUUGCAAACGAGUGGGAGGAGUUCAGCGCCGGGGAGAGAAGACUGGAGGAUCAGAGACGUGGUGCGGACGCUGGAGGAGCAGCUCGUCAAGGAGAGGGCCAAAAGUCAACGCUCAACCAGCAAAAGGUGCCAAGAGCAGCGACUCCUAAUGGAGCAGCUGGAGGAGCUGAGGGCAUCAGAGUGUGCUCUGCGUGUUCGGGUCAAGAGCCUCACCAAUGAGCUGGCGUUGCUGCGGAGAGGCAGAGUGACUCCCGUGUCGGGUCACGUCGGCUCUCGGAUUGACGGGGAGGUCUAUCGGUCUCUGUCACGGGAGAGACGGUCCGGCUAUGGAGUCAGGGCCCGCUCUGGGUCCAGAGAACGGAUGGAGGACAGGAGAAUGAGGUCGGGUGAGAGGGGCAGAAGAGCCGAUUCGUCAGGACCGCGUCCUCACAUGCCGAGGCCAUCGCCUUCACCCACAGGUUCUCAGGCUCCUCGCUUUGACCCCACUGCCUACAUCCAGGACAGGCAGCGCAGGCAGAAAGAGGCAGAACUCAAAAGGUUGGUUCCCAAAUGUUUACCUUUUAAUUUCUCUUCUGCCUUUCACACAGCAGAUGCAUUCAUUAAUAUCUUCUUUUAUUUAAUUUUAUUUUACGUCAGACAGCGGAAAGUGCGAAGGGACAUACUUUCUUCGCCUGUCCUCCCUGAGCGGGGCCGCUCCCGAUCCAGAGAGGCCAAUCCUCAGCUGGUGCGGACCGGCAGCAGAGGCAGGAGUCUGUCGAUGGAGCGUAGAGGCAGCAGGAACUCCUCCGAGAGCUCAUUAGCAGAUAUGGAUGAAAUGACCAAAACUCUUUUCAGGGGAAGAAAACAGACGUACAAUGGACCCAAUAUGUCUCGAGGCCUUUUAACCAGAAAGCCAUUAUGCAGUACUCCAACCCACAGAAUAAAAGACAAAGACAGCUCCAUAGACACGGGGGCUGAGCUGUCAGAGAUCGAUGCCAGGCUGCAGGCGCUUCAGGACUACAUGAGGGACCUGGACACGGGACACUAAGCUGCUGCUGGAGCCACAUGUGGGCCAGGCAGCCCAGCUUGAAGCCCGGCUGACCGGGGAGCACAUCCUGGAUCUAACAGGAGCGGCUUGUUUAUUAUGCGUUCAAAUGAGACUGAAGCUCCCUCUGGAGACGCCGCUCCAUGACUUCAGGAAUCUACAACCAUCACUGUGAAACUCACUGGUCUAUGUAUGUGUAUGUGUGUGUGGACUUUAUUUUUUUAUGCCCUGAAUUCUUAGAAUAAUUUAAAUAUGACUGGCUGUGGAAAUUCUAGGUCAUUUUAAACUUGUCCAUGUUUACAGAAGUUGUCAGUACUUUGAUAUUUAUUUUGUUUGCCGUUUUCUGGUUUUUACUAUUAUGAUAUCAUAUUGGAAGUGCAGAGUUAGGUGUCCUUUAACAUUUACAAUUCUUCUUCCCUCCUUGGUACAGCCUAAGGAGUGUUAAUAGAUCCUCUGUAUUGCAUCACACUGUGCAGUUACAUUCAUUUCUGCAGAUUUUCUCGGGAGAUAAACCCAACAAAAUUUGCUGUGACUCCAUGUGUUUUUUUUUUUUUAUCCUUACAAUAGAAAAUCCACACAUUGGACAUGUAGCUUUUUCUUUCCCCUAAUGCAUGCUGGGAUAGCUUCCAGAGGCACCAGCCAAGCGGAUAUGCACGUUGCCAAAAAGCAUACUUGUUAAAAAUGUGAUUCCUGCCAAAACUUUAUUUUCCAGCAGCGUUUUAUUUAGUCCUGUUUGAAUCCGAAGCUUCCCGGUGCAUUUUGCCAUUAUAACUGAUCCACAUGUGCAUUAUUAUUCAAGUUUUACUUGCAUGAGUCCCUUUAAGAGAAGCACAAACCCCUGUGUGGGGAAAAUAACUUAUGUGUUUGUUUAAAUCUGUUUACUUCUACAAACUAUAAAUAACCACAUUUUCUUAUGCAAUUGUA
Messenger RNA from Fundulus heteroclitus (mummichog), 2769 nucleotides. It is a transcript of the gene ccdc61, whose product is annotated as coiled-coil domain containing 61. The coding region runs from base 226 to 1848 and encodes 540 amino acids. The record is from RefSeq and is a predicted model, not a curated record. Gene Ontology annotation, cellular component: centrosome. The transcript is spliced from 12 exons. NCBI's taxonomy places the organism in Eukaryota, Metazoa, Chordata, Actinopteri, Cyprinodontiformes, Fundulidae.